This is a messenger RNA of Pieris macdunnoughi, 1596 nucleotides long. The record is from the annotation of a GenBank genome assembly. NCBI's taxonomy places the organism in Eukaryota, Metazoa, Arthropoda, Insecta, Lepidoptera, Pieridae.
AUGGAUUUUAGCUCUUUGAAUCCGAUUACAUCAAAUUCCUUAAACCUUGCCGCAAGAAAUAACGAUGUGCAAGGCGUAAAAAGGUUACUCAAAAAGAUUAAUCCAAAUUGUAUCGAUAACAGGGGAUGGACCUGCCUUCACGAAGCUGCUGCUAAUGAUAGUUAUGAAAGCUUAUUGCUCAUUUUAAAACAUCCAGACACUAGGCCAUUAGUUGAAACUCAUGAAGGCCAUACAGCCUUAUAUCUUGCCUGUCGUCAUAUUUGUUCUCUCAAAACAAUUAAGACUUUGCUGGAUUAUGUACCAGAUAUUGCAAACUACGGUAGUACUGAGGGUGUAACACCUUUGCAUGUUAGUUGUGGACAAGGAAGAGUUGAGGUAAUACAGCUUUUAAUUGAUUAUGGAGCUAUGCUUGAUGUACAAGACUUUGAUGGUGACACUCCUCUACAUGAUGCUGCUUUAGGCUUGCAAUAUGAAGCUGCAGAAACACUAUUGUAUGCUGGUGCAGAUCCAGAAAUAAGAAAUGAAGCAAAUUAUACUCCAUUUCACUUGGCUUCUUAUAAGGGCUGCUUGAAAAUAGUGCAUAGUUUGUACCCAUUUGUUACUGAGAUUGACCAAUUAACUGUCAAUGGUGAUAGCGCAUUGAUUCUUGCUGCACAAGGAUGCAAUGAUGACAUUGUAAAAUUUCUGUUAAAGAAAGGAGCUGAUCCUCAUAUUAAAAAUCAGUAUGGAGAUUUAGCCUUAACAGUUUCUUUAAACAUGGGUUAUAGUACAAUCUUUAAAACAUUGUUAUCCGUCAUGGAUGUUAACAAAAUAGAUCAGAACAUAAUUUUAUAUGCAUGUAAGCCUCAUUAUUUUAAGUUUGAAAUAUUGGAGAGUCUUCUUAUGCAUAACUUGGGUCCAGAAUUCUUUGACUUUAUAGAGCAAUUUCAUGUCACUUUAGAAAAAAUUGGAGAUUUAAGGCCUACAUACUUGACAAAUGCUCCAAUCAAUUCAUAUUUGAAUAUCUGUGAAUACAUAUAUAGUACCUCGCCUGAGAAAUUUAAAGAGUUUUUCCUUUUAUUUCUUAUGAGAGGUUUAGCAGUUGAUGCAUUGGAUGUAAAUGAGUGUCCACCACUGGUUUACAUUCACUAUUGCAUGCAUUCUGUGUGUUUUGAAGAGGUUUUUAGUAUACUCCGAGAACAUGGCUGCAAUGUGGACUAUUGUAGUGCCAAUUCAUGUAUAAAUACAGAGAAAUGUGUGCCUGAUGCAUUCUUGGCAUCACUGACCUCAGAUCCGGCAACCAUACCAAUUAUGUUGCCAUACAGUAUUUACGGUGAACCAGGCUUUUUGCUCAAAUUUGCCUGUGAUAAUGGUAUUCUAGGAAGGAUACCACCAAGUGUUCAAGACCAAAUCUUAUCAAUGAUAGGUAUAUUUAAGGAAGGAACCACUGCAGAAAUCCUACCAUUCACACCAUUACCUUUGAAGCAUUUAUGCCGGGUAAAAAUUAGAUCACUUUUAAGGAAGAGAACAAAGCGGUUUACCACACAACAGUUUUUAAAUGUUUUAGAUUUGAUUAGACUACCUCAAAUAAUUAAAAAUUAUUUACGGUAUAUGUAA